AUGUUCUACGCGCUGCUGGGCAUCCCGCUCACGCUGGUCAUGUUCCAGAGCCUGGGCGAGCGCAUCAACACCUUCGUCAAGUACCUGCUGCACCGCGCCAAGAAGGGCCUGGGCAUGCGGCGCGCCGACGUGUCCAUGGCCAACAUGGUGCUCAUAGGCUUCUUCUCGUGCAUUAGCACGCUGUGCAUCGGCGCCGCCGCCUUCUCCUACUACGAGCACUGGACCUUCUUCCAGGCCUACUACUACUGCUUCAUCACGCUCACCACCAUCGGCUUCGGCGACUACGUGGCGCUGCAGAAGGACCAGGCGCUGCAGACGCAGCCGCAGUACGUGGCCUUCAGCUUCGUCUACAUCCUCACGGGCCUCACGGUCAUCGGCGCCUUCCUCAACCUCGUGGUGCUGCGCUUCAUGACCAUGAACGCCGAGGACGAGAAGCGCGACGCCGAGCACCGCGCGCUGCUCACGCGCAACGGGCAGGCGGGCGGCGGCGGCGGCGGCGGCGCGGGGGGCGCGGGCGGCAGCGCGCACACCACGGACACCACCUCGUCCACGGCGGCGGCGGGCGGCGGCGGCGGCUUCCGCAACGUCUAUGCCGAGGUGCUGCACUUCCAGUCCAUGUGCUCGUGCCUCUGGUACAAGAGCCGCGAGAAGCUGCAGUACUCCAUCCCCAUGAUCAUCCCGCGGGACCUCUCCACGUCCGACACGUGCGUCGAGCAGAGCCACUCGUCGCCGGGAGGGGGCGGCCGCUACAGCGACACGCCCUCGCACCGCUGCCUCUGCAGCGGGGCGCAGCGCUCGGCCAUCAGCUCAGUGUCCACGGGCCUGCACAGCCUGUCCACCUUCCGCAGCCUCAUGAAGCGCAGGAGCUCCGUGUGAACGCCCCGCGGGGCCUGGAGCGUCUGGGAGCGCGGGCGGGGCGGGGGGCUUCUGCCCGGAGGAGCAGCGGGGGUCGGCGAAGAGACCGCCCCAGCAGCCUUCGGCCCCAUGGGGCACC
This is a messenger RNA of Hippopotamus amphibius kiboko, 994 nucleotides long. RefSeq names its product potassium two pore domain channel subfamily K member 3 (gene KCNK3). The coding region runs from base 1 to 876 and encodes 291 amino acids. The transcript has a single exon. The record is from RefSeq and is a predicted model, not a curated record. Lineage: Eukaryota; Metazoa; Chordata; Mammalia; Artiodactyla; Hippopotamidae. Gene Ontology annotation, molecular function: potassium ion leak channel activity; open rectifier potassium channel activity. Gene Ontology annotation, biological process: potassium ion transmembrane transport; stabilization of membrane potential. Gene Ontology annotation, cellular component: membrane.